GACAUCAAAUCCAGGUGAGAAUAUUAAGUUUCUCCCAAUAAUCACCUCGGUGCAGAAUGCUGUCAAAGAAUUGGAAUCGAAGGGAAUAAACAAAAUUAUAGCUGUUGGACAUGCUGGCUAUAAUGUCGAUACAAAAAUUGCUAAGAAAGUUGUUGGAGUAGAUGUUGUUGUGGGUGGACAUUCUAAUACUUUUCUUUAUUCUGGUGAGUUCACUAAUUCAAUGGUUACUGGACUCUGGACAAACUUGGAUUACCAUAAUGAAUUUGGUAAUUGCUUAUUCUUUUCAAUUACUGCAGGUAAGCCACCUUCAGAUGACAAACGCAAAGGACCCUACCCCUAUAUUGUCCAUCCAGAUCAUAACAUGUCCCUCAGUGUUCCAGUUGUCCAGGCAUACUAUUACACCAAGUAUUUAGGGAAGCUCCAAGUCAUGUUCAAUGAUUUGGGAGAAGUGACAGGUUGGUCUGGAAAUCCUGUCUUAUUGAACUCUGCAGUGGCGAAGGAUCAGCAUGUCUAUGGUAUUGUCAAAAAGAUGAAAAAACUGGUUGAUGAAAGAGGAAAUGUAUGUUAACUCAUAAAGUUUCAUUGUGCCCCAAUGCCCGCAACUUUGUUAUUUGACUUUGUCUGUAGACUACGACAUAAUCUGAGUGUGUAAUGUCUGGCCCUCAUUUCUGCUCACAAGUGUCUGUGAUGCAGGCUACUCUGUCUAAUGCCAGAUGAUUUUACACAUCAAGGAGAGAGUGCUGGAGCUCAAGGGGCUAACAGAAUGUAUGGGCAGAUUAACCCAUUGAGUGGUAGCUCUCUCCUCUUGACGAGCAAAUGGUCUGGCAAGUGCGUAUUUUAGGAAUUAAACCCUGCUCUAGAGGUGAAAACAGACGUGAAUGAUUUACUACUCUGUGAUUAAAACCCAAUCUUGUACCCAGGCUCUUUCCUUUUGGGGAAGACUCUGGGUACAAGUUGAUCAAAACCUUUUGUAUAAACAUCUUAAUUCUUUUUUAAUUUUUUUUUUAUUUUUCUAAUUUGUAUAAUUAUAUGAUUUGUAGGAGAAGAUUGGCCAAGUAAAAGUACAGCUUACUGCAAUGAACUGUGAUACUGAACCGUGUUUUCUUGGUGAACUAAUCACAUCUGCUAUGGUGUAUCAUUUUCGAUCUUAUAAUGCCAGUAUAUCACUUUUCCAUGGUAGUAAUCUUAGAACUUUGCCAACUGAUGGACAAGGUAUUAGAAAUUUCACACUUUCUUCCUGUAGUAACACCUGGAUUUUGACUGAUCAUCACUACACCUCUGGGAAGAACAGUUUAAAAUUGCGAGAGCCAUCCAAAGCAUUCAGCAUUAUUAUUAUUAUUAUUAUUAUUAUUAUUAUUAUUGAAUUCGUCACAAAUGUUUAAACUGACACUCGCAUACAUAACAUGUUACAAGAAAAUGUACGUACAUGACUGGGAUGAGGAACUGGUCUAGAAGUACUUGAGUAUUUUUAUAUCAGUGUGA
Molecule: messenger RNA, 1482 nt
Organism: Paramuricea clavata
Lineage: Eukaryota; Metazoa; Cnidaria; Anthozoa; Malacalcyonacea; Plexauridae
Source: the annotation of a GenBank genome assembly